UUCAGUACGCAACUGAAGUUCUGGGACUCGAGUAAAAAAUAAAUUAUCUGUAAUGAAGCUGGGAAGAAAGAAAAACGUUUCUUGUCCUGACUUAAUAUGAGACAGUGUGUGCCGAUUUUCAGGAAAGUUGAUUUUGUCAGAGAUGGCCACCACUGUGCCUUCAACUGUCCCCACCACCAGCAGCUCCUCAAUGGACCAGAGGACAGUCAUCGUGGGUGCAAUCUGUUGUCUGGUGUUUUUUGUGCUGAUUGUGGUGCUGCUGUUUAUCCUGUACCGGAAGCUUCCCCUCUGCUGCAAAAUAAGGGUUUAUCAGGAAUCUCAUUCUAAUAUGGAAGCUCCCCCUCAGUACUACAACAGCAGACAGACUCUAGUCACUACCUCUGAUGUUGAGCAGACACACAACACAGGUCAUGAUAAUGUGAGCGCACAGACGGGAUCUUUGUUCCUCAUUGGUGUUCCCAGCAACUACUACCUCUCCUCACAGGAGACUUCUAUGCCUCGUCUGCCCUCGUAUGAGAGUGUACGCAAGAAAGACCGACAACGGCAGAUCCACCUGAUGAUAGCAGACCGCUUUGGCCUAAAUGGACCUAUCGACACAGAGCCACCUCCCACAUAUGAGCAGAGCAUCCAACAGUCUGUCCAGUCCAUUGACAUCCCGUUUGACAUUGUGACACCCGAGGAGCCGCCACAUGCUCCGGUCACAACCUCUGAACCUGGUACAGAUUUACCUGCAUAUGAAUCUCUACCUCCCAACAUGGACUCAUUGCAAGGUCCCAAUAACACUGAUAAUUAAAGUACAGCUCACGGGAAGAAUGCAAUCUACUCGCAGUGGAAAAUGAACAGCUGUUGAGAUACUUAUGCCCUGAUGGCUGAUUGCAUUUUCUAAGCAGGCCAACAAUGUAGCAAACUGUUCUUGAAUCUGCUGUGCUUGCAAAAGACAGCAAAAAUGGGAUAUGACCUGACCUAUGCAAUAACUUUCACUGCAUACAAGCUGAGGAGAAAGAUGUUGCAUCACUACAGGAAAAAGGGAAGAGAAGAGAAGAAAAAGAAGAGUAAGAAUGUCAGCAUAAUGUCUGUUUUUGUUUUUUUAUCUCCUUUUCUCCCAAUUGCGGAAUGCCCAAUUGCCACUCCCAAUUCUUCGUGGUGGCGCGGUUACUCACGCAAUCCAGGUGGCGGAGUCUUAGUUGCCUCAUGCUACUCUCCGCGAUCCAAAACUUACCAAAUGCCCCAUUAAAAGUGCGAGAACCACUAAUCGCGACCACAAGGAGGUUACCCCAUGUGACUCUUCCCUCCCUAGCAACCGGUCCAAUUUGGUUGCUUAGAAGACCUGGCUGGAGUCACUCAGCACACCUUGGAUUCGAACUCGUGACUCCAGGUGUGUUAGACAGCGUCAAUAUUUGCUGAGAUACCCAGAGCCCCCUGCAUAAUGUCUGUUAAAAACGACAUGAAAAAUACAUUUUAAGUCCACAUGAAAUCAAAAUGGACUUAUUAUGUUUAAAUCAUUGUUGCACGUUAUUCUAAAGAAAAAAUUUUUUUUGUUAUAUUUAAUAAAGAUUUUUGGCUGACGUCACAAAUCCCUGUCACAAAUCCCUGUUACAAACAGUGCUGGGUUUUAAUUCAUAGAAAAGUAGUCACAUUACUAAUUAUUUUCAUUUUAAUUAUUUCCUCAAUACUUUGUUGCAGAAAAGUUUUUGUUUUUCCCACUCAACUAAUUCAAAAUAAUGUCAAUAUUUCCUCCUUUUUCAGUGUCGCAUGAAAGUCAUUUACUCAGAACCCUGUUUCAAAUGGAAAUGUUUGAGACUGUGGAAGUAAAAUGGGUUGCGAACAUUGUUUUAAGUUGAUUUUAAUGUUCAAAAUGUGAUAACUAUUUCUUCGCCAAUAAAAUACCUGAAAUUAUAUUUUACAGGUUUUCCAUGACCGGGGGGAAACUUUUUUUUAUUUUAAUUUUUUUUAAUUUUCUCCCCUUUUCUCCCAAUUUAGCAUGCCCAAUUCCCAAUGCGCUCUAAGUCCUCAUGGUGGCGUAGUGACUCACCUCAAUCUUGAAGGCGGAGGACGAAUCUCAGUUGCCUCCGCGUCUGAGACCGUCAAUCCAUGCAUCUUAUCGUGUGGCUUGUUGUGAGCAUGUUACUGUGGAGACCUAGCGUGUGGAGGCUUCACUCUAUUCUCCACGGCAUCCACGCACCCCACCGAUAGCGAGAACCACACAUUAUAGCGACCACGAGGCGGUUACCCCAUGUGACUCUACCCUCCCUAGCAACCGGGCCAAUUUGGUUGCUUAGUAGACCUAGCUGGAGUCACUCAGCACACCCUGAAUUUGAACUUGUGACUCUAGGGGUGGUAGAGGGGAAACCUUGUUAAUAUUACUCUUCCCCCGGUCUUGGUGACAUCAGCAGAAAAACAAACUGUUAAACAAAACUAAUUUUAAGGAUUAAAUUAGUUAGAAAUAAAACCUUUAGGUAACAUUUGCAGGUUAGCACUUUUUACAGUGUACAAUAUAUAUAGGUCCAUUUUGAUUUCAUGUUGUCUUUAUCACAAAUAUGGCAGGUUAUUUUGAACCAAACUGAUAUAUUGUUUUGAAAUGUGAUACCAUUUAAAGCCAUGUUUUAAACAUUACAGGGAAGAUCUUUCCUUUUUUCAUAAAAGUGUGAUUUUUCAUGAGGUGUUCUAUUCAUUUUCCAAAAUUAGUUUCUAUAGAUAGAAAAAAUUCUAUCAUUAUUUCAGGCAGAGAGAAUAGUGUUCCUGUUUUUCAAGUUUUCUGUGUAUAUAUAGUAUGUUGUUUAUCAAAACCAAAUGAUGCCUUGCAGAUUGUAUGUUUGUUCAGUCUCUCUAUUUUGAAUGACCAUUAAUGAAUGUGCUUAUUUUUCUACGGUAUAUAAACGUCAAACUUUGUGACAGUGUAGUUAGAAACAAGAGCUGGACAUGUUUCUGGUGAUUGUAUGCUCAGGGAUGAGUCGGCAAAUCUUGUUUUCUUCUAAAGGUUUUUCUUUUUUCCCUUUUUCUGUAAGUACAGUACACAGAGUUGAAGUUCAUAUGUUUGCAUCCACAAACAAAAUUCAAAUGACUGUGUUUCAUGUGUAACACGUUUGCAGUCACUGGUGUCCUCAUUUUCUUCUGCAUAGACCUUUGCAUCUCUCAAAAGCAGGAGAUGGGCAAGACAACACUUUGAGAAAAAAGAAAGAAAAGGAAGAAAGAAGAUUCUUUAGACUGUUGUUUUAUGACUGUUUCAACGUGUGCCAGUUGUAUGAAUUGCUAGACAUAAUCAUAUUUUUAAUCUCGCUGCCAUGGAAAUAGCAACACCUUCACAAACUGAAUGUAUAUAAAAUAGUUCAAAUAAAUAGAACUGUAUGUAAAUACAAUUAAAAAAUGAUCUGUAAAUAAAGAAAGUGC
Messenger RNA from Xyrauchen texanus (razorback sucker), 3387 nucleotides. RefSeq lists its product as uncharacterized. Bases 143 to 793 code for a protein of 216 amino acids. The record is from RefSeq and is a predicted model, not a curated record. Lineage: Eukaryota; Metazoa; Chordata; Actinopteri; Cypriniformes; Catostomidae. The transcript is spliced from 5 exons.